Paramecium sonneborni is the source of this 846-nucleotide messenger RNA. The record is from the annotation of a GenBank genome assembly. NCBI's taxonomy places the organism in Eukaryota, Ciliophora, Oligohymenophorea, Peniculida, Parameciidae.
AUGAAUAAUGUUCAAUAAUUUGAUAGAUCAUUGUUAACAGUUGACAUUGUAGGUGCUUAACCAAAUUAAAAGGGUUCUUAUUUAGAUAAAAUCAUUGCAUAGGAUAUUCGUUAAAAUAAUCAUACUAAAAUAUAGUUAAAAAUUAUCUUUCUAUAUUAUUUUAGAUAUCCAAUGACUAAAUAAGAUCCUUAAUAUGGACGUAGAAGAUAUUAACAUGAUUUUCAUCAUUUUUACAAUAGUUGUGUUCCAUAAGGAGAGAACUAUUUUGAUGGAUCACAUAAAAAACAUUAUAACUUACAUGAAGGAGAAAUCAAAUAAUAUAAAGCCUUAGAAAAUUAUUAUGAUUAACCAAAGUAUUAUCAUUUAAUAUUAGGAAAUCUCUAGGAAGAUAGAUUACUUGCUACUAAAGAUAUAGAAGGUGCUAUACCUGGAACUUAUACUAGUAAAGUUAUUAGAAAUCAAGAAAAAGCUCAAAAAUUAAGAUAAGAAAGAGAUUACUUAAGAGCUUAAAAUAAUAAAGCACUUUAUCUAUCUUAAUUAGAAUCUAAAAUUGAUAAUCAAUCAUAAAUUGAAAAACAACCAAAUCAAAAUUAAUCAUAUUCAAUUUCACCUACUCCACAAUAUUCAAUUUAUUAAAAUUAAAGCAAUGAAAUACCUUAACCUAAAUAUGAAUAUAUGAAUAAACCUUUAAAACUUCCACCUAUUCUUGAUAGAAAUACACCUGUUAUCAAUCCAAUCUCUAACAAAUUUCAAUUUAGAUAAAAUUAUUAAAAUUAUUCUCCACAAGAUUAUGAUAAAAAUAUUUCUAUACUACAAUAAAAUUAGCCUAUGAGAUUAUUUGUAUGA